AUGGCCGACUCCGACAAUCAGAAUGGCGCCGUCAGGAGGUUCUCGGGUGACAAGCCCACCGAGUACAAGGCGUGGAGGAAGUGGGCGAGAGCAUGGAUCAAGUCCAAGAAUAACAAUGAGGAUGCUCGAGGCUCAGCACUGGUCACUCUCCUGACGGGGGCGGCCUUCAGGGCCAUCGAGGACGUCGAGGACGACCUCAUCGAGCAGGCUGGCGGAGAUGAUGUGAUCUUCGCCAUCCUUGACGACAAGUACCCCGACCUCCCAGCCACAGACCGGCUGGGCGAGGUGAUGCGUGCCUGUCCGAGGCUCAAGACCCACAAGCAUGAAGAGGCCAACGCAUACACUGCCCGAGCCAGGGCCAUCUUCGCUGAUGCCGAGCGCAAAGGUAUUGUCUUGCCAGAGAUCGCGCGCGGCAUCAUGCUUCUCGAGGGUUGCCACCUGGACUCCGAGAAGGAGGCGGUCGUCAUGGCCGCAGCCCACAGCUCCUGGCGGGAGCCCGACGUCGCUAGAGCUCUGAGGACCACGUAUCGGGCAGGCCUUGGGAAGAUGGCCAUGGGCGGUCAGAGUCACUACAAGGCCUUCUGCGACGCACUUUUGGCCGACCACGGAGCACAUGAUGAUGCCGACCCACCUGUUGAUGAGCGGGAUCUCAUCGACGCCUUGAUCUCAUGGACGGAGCAGCGGAAGCUACACGGGAAGGGCAUGGUGGGCGCGGAGACCUUCGAGCAGCACUGCCGACGACUCCGACGGGAUCAUGGACUACAGCCAGUGCGUCUACCCGAUGCCCCGCAGGUAUCUCUUCGCUUCGGCAACGAUGGCAGCCAGUCGUCAGUGGGCGAGGUGCUACUGCCGAGUGGGAUCCUGGGCAGGAACGCGGUCACGAAGUGGUCUUUGGUGCCAGGUUCGGCGCCUUUCCUCGUGUCCAAGCAGCAGAUCAAGGCCAUGAAGUCCCAGAUUAACACCACCAGGGACACAGCUACCACUGCCGAUCUGCCGGAGUGUACACUUCCCACAGGUGCUGGCGGCCACUACGUUCUUUCCCUGACCGAGUUUGACCCCAAGGGUUUCCGUGACAACCUGGACCCGAUGAUCAGCGACCCCGAGGUCACUAUCUACAUGGCGGUCGCCGCUACGGAGAAGCAGCCAAACGUGAUCCCCGCUCCCGAGGGGUCGGCAGGCGACAUCGAGGACAUGACCAUGUGCGACAGGGCUGGAGGUCCACCACCUACACUUCCAAGGGAAGCUGAGGAUGCUGCUCGCAUCAUUCUCGGCGACAACCAUGACCGGUGCCUGGCGACGAUAGCACCAGCGGAUCUCGACCUUAUGCCAGCUGACCGGCAGGAGCGUAUCGAGCCCCGUGUCGAGUCUACUGCCGAUGCUGAGGAUGACGCUGGUAUCUCCGAGGACCUGAUCGACGAGCUCGCGGAGGCCUAUCCUCCAUCGGGUGAUGCCACUGGCGAGCUCACCCGCCGACAGCGACGACGAUUGGCGAAGGACAUCACCACGGUCACCGCGCAGCUGCGGCGCGCGGGACUCUUCGAGUUGUUCAGCCCUGAGCGAGUGGGUCCGAAGGCCGAGCUCAAGGGUCUGGGCCCAGCAAAGGCCCUGGACCUGACCACCGGCUGGGACCUCCUGCGCGCAGAUCACCGUCGAGAAAUGUGGCGACAACUGGCUGAAGAUCAACCUGAGUGGGUUGCCGAGUACCAACUGGCUCACGACCGUCACUUCUAUAUCGAGCAGCCACAGUCGGCGCAGUCGUGGAACGAGCCUGCGAUGAUCAGACUAAGGCGCCAGGACCGGGUGCAUGAGGCAGUUGGCCACGGUUGUCAAUAUGGUUAUCACGACGCGAUCAGUGGCAAGCCCUAUCGCAAGGCCUUCAGGCUCAUCACUUCGAGUCCGGUGUUGGCUCAGGCUCUGUCUCGACGCUGCCCAGGCGACCAUCACCACGAGACGAUUCAAGGAGGAGCUGGAGGUGAACGACGGAGCGCAGCUUCUCAGCGCUAUCCCCCCGCACUGAUUAGGGCCAUCGUGAGUGGGAUGUCCAAGGAGUCGUCAGCUCUUUUUUCCGAGGUGGAGGUCGAGGAGUCGCUGCAGGCGAGGGCCGUGCUCUGGCAGGGUUUGGUCGAGGUCCACGCCCACGAAUCUCUCAUGGCGGAGGUGUUUGCCGCGCCCAAGAGGCGCAAGAAGGCUGAUCAGGACGUGGAGGAGCCGCCAGAGUCCCAAGCUGAAGCUCGAGAUCGACGACGGAAGCUGGAGACGGCGGUCCGCAAGAUCCAUGUCAAUCUUGGCCAUCCUGCAGCUGGGGACCUGAUCCGCAUCCUCAAGCAUGGUAACGCGACUGAGGAGGCCAUCGCCAUCGCGCGGGAUUUCAAGCGCGACGUAUGUGAACAGAACCGAGCUCCCAAGUUGCCACGGCCAGCGACGGUUCCCAGAGACAUUCAGGUGUUGUCCGAGGUAGGCUUCGACGUCAAGGAGCUGCCGUACUACAUCUCUGAGAAGACUUGGGCCGCUCUGAACGUCGUGGACGGUGCCAGCUCUCUCCAACAGAUGAUGCCGCUGGCAGGUAAUGAGGAGAACGGUGAGACUCUCAGGAAGGCCUGGGACGUGGGCUGGCGAAGGCCGCACGGAGCACCGGUCAGGGCCAAAUGUGACUCGGCCCGGGCCAAUACCGGUGCCAUCAUGUCCGAGGUGCUGGAGUGCGACGGAGAGGAUUUCGACGUCAUUCCAGGAGAAGCUCACUGGUUACUCGGAAAGGCUGAAAGACAUGGCUCGUGGUUCGCCAACAUACUGAGCAAGGUGAUCGAGACAGUCCAGCCGAAGAACCAUCAGGAGUGGGAGCAAUGCGUCAGUACAGUCUGUGAUCAGAAGAACCGCCUCUUGAGGAAGCAUGGGCACAAUCCAUGCCAACAUGUGUUCGGACGUGAUCCUCCUCUCCCGGCCGACCUUCUCAAGGAUUCACCUGCCAUCGUUGCGAACGGCUUGGCACUGCGCAGCGACGUCUACCAGCGGGCCACGGCUGUUCGGACUGCCGCCCGCAUGGCUGUCCUGAUGUACAGUGACGAUGAGGCCAUGAGAACAGCUCUGGACGCUCGACCUCGCCCCCUCCGAGAGUUUCGAGCAGGUGAUCGGGUAGCCUACUGGCGGCGAGGUCGAGGCAAGGGCCGGCAGAAUGACGGCAAGAAUAAUGCACGUUGGCAUGGGAGGGCUACAGUCCUUGGCGAGGAAAAUGGUCACUACUGGUUAUCACACGCAGGUGCCCUGAUUCGAGCAGCUCCCGAACGCCUUCGACAUUCUACCCGCGAGGAGGAGUGGGCAGACUGGCAUGUGCGUCAAGAGUUCAGGGCUGCCCAAGAGAAGUUCAAUGGAAAGCAAGGCAACCCGGUCUACGUGGAUCUGCCUGCUGAGAAUCAAGGACAGGCGCCGGCUCCAUCUGGCGACGGUCGUAUCAUCGUGGUGCCGGCGCCUCUGCCUGUCGGUCCUGAGCCUGCUCUACCUCCCGGGCCCGCUCUAUCUGAGGACCGACCCCAGCCUGACGCUGGAUCGACUGACAAUGUGUUGGCUCCAGCUCCUGGGGACACCGGCCUCGAGGUGGACCAAGCCGCCAAGAGAAAGAUCGACGAGCUGCAGGAUCCGAGCCUAGUCGCCCGACGCGUGUUCGACAUCGAGGGUAAGCCCUUGAAACGCCUGAGGGAGAAGACAGCAGUCCCGACUGAGGGUCUCACAUCAUCGGCGACAUCUGGUCAAGCUAUCACCAUUGCUGUGCAGCCUGCCGUCGAGGAACCUCCGACUCGGCCAGCUGAUGCUCGGCAGGCGCUCCUGGACUCCGAUCCAGAGCACGACGAGCUAGUGGCAGAGGCUGAGACGGAGGAUCAGGACGUGAUCAUCCCUGCUGAUGUCUGCCUGACCUCCAUGGCGCGCACCGGCGAGCCCUGCUACGAGGCAUUGCUGGCGAAGGGCCGCAAGGGGAUCACCGAGAAGCUCCGCCCCGACCUCAUCGAGGAGAUCCUGAACGCCAAGAUGACAGAGUGGCAGACCGUGGACCAGGAGAAGCAUGCCGUACGUGUGUGCAGCUUGAAGGAGUCAGGUGAGAUCAAGCGUACCCGACCCGAUCGGCUCGUUGACACACGUUUCGUCCUGACCAUCAAGCACGACCCCGACGGCAAGGAAAUGGUAAAGGCCCGCUGGGUUGCCAGAGGUUUCAAGGACCCGGACGCUCUCAAGCUCGUCUACUGGAACCAGACGGCCGCACCUACGGUAUCGCAGAACGCUCGCAUGCUGACACUUCAGCUGGCUGCAUCACAUCAAUGGCGACUUGAGAUCGGAGACAUCCGGGGCGCAUUCAAGGAGAGCGACCCACUACAACGACCAGAUGGACCACUCUACGCGAAGCAGCCACCUGGCGGCCUUCCUGGUCUUCAUCCUGAUCAGGUGGUGGAGCUUGUGAUACCUCUGUAUGGCUUGGAUGACGCUCCUUGCCGCUGGUACUCGAAGAUAUCAGGUUGGCUUACAGAUCAGACGGCUCACGAGUGCAGACCGUGGACGAAGUCACGCUUGGACCCCUGCCUCUUUCUCCUUCGCGAUGCUCAGUGUAAGCUUUGUGGUAUUAUUGUGGUCCAUGUUGACGAUGUGUUGAUCGCGGGUGAAGAUGAUUAUUUUCAUGAGGCGGUGCGGAGAUUGAAGGGGAAAUUCCCUUUCCGAAAGUGGGCUGUCGGUGAGGGUGAGUACUGUGGCAGUGUUCUCCACCAGGAUCCGAAGACGUUUGACAUCUCCAUCCGCCAGACCACGCCUUACCAGGAGCUCAAGCCAGUGACAGUUCGACGACGGCGGAAGUUGCAGGACUUCGACGCUUACUUGGUCAAGGAGGCUGGCUCUGCAGUCAGACACGACCAGACACCAGUGUGCAGGUCUCUCAGGGACAACAAGUGCUGCCUCGACCGACUGUGGACGCGUGAGCGCUGGCUAGGUCGACAUCCCUGCCUCGCAGUGACCGACUGCAAGAGCGUGUAUGACCACAUCACUGGCGCUUCAUCGCCAUCCACAGUCGGAGAUCGCAGAGUUGCCGUGGACAUGCUGGCGGACGGGUUGACGAAAGACACUGCUGAGACUUGUGACUUGCUCAGGGGUGUCAUCAGGACCGGAUGCUGCCAGAUCUCCGAGGAGAGCCUCAUGCUGCAGUUGGCCGAGACGGAGCGGGAGCAGAGGAAGGUCAUCGAGAAGUGA
Molecule: messenger RNA, 5220 nt
Organism: Prorocentrum cordatum
Lineage: Eukaryota; Dinophyceae; Prorocentrales; Prorocentraceae
Source: the annotation of a GenBank genome assembly